This is a messenger RNA of Fusarium falciforme, 561 nucleotides long. RefSeq lists its product as hypothetical. Lineage: Eukaryota; Fungi; Ascomycota; Sordariomycetes; Hypocreales; Nectriaceae. The transcript is spliced from 4 exons. The record is from RefSeq and is a predicted model, not a curated record. Bases 1 to 561 code for a protein of 186 amino acids.
AUGCGCUUCUCUCUCAACUUCGUCCUCCUCGGCGCCGCCUCCGUGGCCAACGCCUUCAUCUCUCCCGGCCAGCUCAUCCGCAGCAUCGAUGACAUCACCAAGAGCACCGAGGCCCUGAUCAAGCCCGCCGGUCAGCUGUCCAUCGCCGAUGCCCCCAAGCUCAUCCUUGGCUCUGGCUCCUUCUUUGCAAGUCUCGACUCCAACAUGCAUGGCACGGAUGUUACCCGUCUCACAACUGACGUUGGCGGAUCACUCACUGGUGCCGCCAAGGGUACGUUUGACGGCAAGGACGGCGAUGACAUCGUUGCUUCUGUGAAGAAGCUGUCCAACACUUUCAGCGACUUGCUCGACGCCUUCCUCGACAAAGCCAACAUCUUUGGCGAAAUCCCCUUUGUCGGCACUCCCUUCCGCAUCGCCAUUGCCCUCACCAAGCGUGCCUUCAAUGAUUUCACCGGUACCAUCAUCAACACUCUCAGUGGAUCGCAGGCCAACGAGGCGCGUAGCUCCGUUCAAGGCGUCGACUCCAAGUUCACCAGAACCAUCACCAUUACCGAGAAUUAG